Asparagus officinalis (garden asparagus) is the source of this 1583-nucleotide messenger RNA. RefSeq lists its product as uncharacterized. Bases 211 to 1359 code for a protein of 382 amino acids. Lineage: Eukaryota; Viridiplantae; Streptophyta; Magnoliopsida; Asparagales; Asparagaceae. The transcript is spliced from 5 exons. The record is from RefSeq and is a predicted model, not a curated record.
CUCAUUCAUUCCCUCUUCCCCCUUUCUUUGAACUUUUGCUCUGUAGUCAACAACGAUAAAGAGCGAGGGGUAUAGGCCCAUUCAAAUUCAAAAAAUCAAAAGCAAAUCCCCCCAAAAAAAAAAAAAAAAAAAAAGAAACCCCCCCAAAAAAAAAAAAAAAACAAAGCCCUAAAAUUACAAAAUCCCUAAAAUUACUGUCUUUCUGAAAUCAUGACCUCGAUCAGAGCUUCAUCUCGCUACUCCUCCCAUUCUCAACCCUCUCCGGAUCUGGAAAACCCUAGCUCCAAUAGGAUGGACUCCGCCACCAAAUCCAGAGCUCUAGUCCGAGCCAGAUCAGGCGAUGUGGUCCCCACCAAGAGCAAGAACCCCAGUGCUAAUACCAACUUCGUUGGUACCAUGGUGAAGAAAUUAAUGGAGAAGAAGUCCAAUAACCUCAGGCCCAAUGGACCUCUGCCCAUUGCUGCUGCUGUUAAAGGCAACGGCAAGGGGAAGUCAAACGCUGCUUCAAAUCUCACCACUUUACUCAAUCGUAAGCUCUUUCACAAGACAUCAUCAGCACCAGGAGGAGGAGGAGGAGGAGCGUUGACCGAGGUCAAAGCCAACACAAGGACCCUCUCCAUGGUCCUCCGCAGUGAGAGGGAGCUGCUCUUCCAGAACAAAGACUGCCAGGAUCAAAUCCAAGAGCUCCGCCUUCUGCUCGAUGAAAAGAGCCGAGAAGUAGAGAAACUGAAAGACUUGUGCUUGAAACAAAGGGAAGAGAUAAAGGCAUUGAAAGAUGCCAUUUUAUUUCCUGAUGUUAUGAAUUCUCAGCUUCAUGAGCUGUUCGAGAAACAAGGGUCGGAGCUGAAACAGGCCAGGAACAUCAUCCCAUGUCUACAGAAGCAAGUUUCUUCUCUAACCGGUCAGCUUCAGUGCCUUGCUGAGGAUCUUGCUGAGGUGAAAGCUGAUAAAUAUGUUGAAAGGAAAUGCUUUGACCGUCAUAGUUCUCCACAAACACCAAUAUCCAAUCUGGAAGCUCAGAAUUCUCUGGAAUGUAGUUCUGAGUGCCCUGUGACUUAUGGUAGCCCCGAUGAAAUGGUUAUGAAGGACCUGAACCCUUGUUUGACCCCAUGGUUUUCAAAGACAAAGUCUAAGGAAUAUGAUCAGAUAUCGGGUUAUGAUUUUCCAAGCAAGAAUAGGUCAUUUAAGAACAGUGCAGAAUUUAGCCCGAAUUUUUCCAGUUGUCGUGAUGGAAUUUUGUCAAAGAGUUCAGAACACUGUCAGCAACCUAGGCAUUGCUUUAGCACUGCUCGAAAAAUAUACAAGUCAGAUGAAAGUAAGUGUUCCACUGGAAAGCUGAAACUCCAAAAUAUGUUUUGAAAGUCGUCCUUGCUGUUGUAGCCUUUAGUUCCUGGAGGGGUGGCACUGGCAGUUUGUUUUUACUCAUCUUGUUGAGUUUCUAUUCGCAUGUAACAAUUGAAUUUUACAUCUGUAAAAGGAACAUCAUAUUGCCAAGAUAUUGGGGAGCAAUGUAUGUGUAAUGGAGCAGGUGAGCUUCAGACUAAAUCUUUUAGUCAUCUGAUCGGGUUAAUUGCACUUUAAUC